Molecule: messenger RNA, 1334 nt
Organism: Oldenlandia corymbosa var. corymbosa
Lineage: Eukaryota; Viridiplantae; Streptophyta; Magnoliopsida; Gentianales; Rubiaceae
Source: the annotation of a GenBank genome assembly
ACCGUCUACACCCCUCUAUUUUCGCGGCCAACAAAAUCUAUUCUCGUAAUCUUUCCAUCUCUUCCCAUAAAUUUUCCCAUUUUUUGGGGUUAAAAAUCAACAUAUCCUGAGCGCAAUUGCAAUCGAAGUUCUAGAAAUUACCAUAGCCCAGUAUCAUAAAAGCCAAGAAAAUCCCACCAGCUUUAGCAGUAGCGGUUUAAGGUUGAGAGUUUUUGGUCUGAUUGAUAGCAGCCAUGAGUGGUGGAGGUUUUGUUCAUCUCUUUGUUCUGACACUCCUAUGGAUUUUGCUGUCAAAUGCAUCAUCUUUGAGCAUUAAAUCGGCAACAGAGCAAAAUAGCGGCGAAUCCCGUGUUGGCAAAUUUCCUCCUUCAUGCACUCGUAUCGAAUGCCCAAGCUAUGACGUCAUUCAUUCCGGGAAAGGGUUCGAAAUCCGGCGGUACGACUCGCCGGUGUGGAUGUCUACUUCUCCCAUUGAUGAUAUUUCGCUUGUCGAGGCCACUAGAACUGGUUUCUUGAGGCUAUUUGAUUAUAUUCAAGGAAAGAAUGAGUAUCAGAAGCAAAUAGAGAUGACAGCUCCUGUGAUCACUGAAGUCAAACCUAGUGAUGGACCAUUCUGUGCUUCGUCGUUCAUCGUGAGCUUCUAUGUUCCUAAGGUUAACCAAGCAAACACUCCACCAGCCAAGGGGCUUCAUGUGCAGAGGUGGGAAAAAACUUAUGUUGCCGUGAGGCAAUUCAGCGGGUUCGUGGCUGAUUCUGACGUCGCGGUUGAAGCCUCUGCCUUGCAUGAUAGUGUCUCUGGAACUAAGUGGGCAGAUGCAAUUGACAAGAGCCAUGCUGGAGAGAACACAACUAUCUACACUGUUGCUCAGUACAACUCUCCUUUCGAGUUCCAGGACAGAGUAAAUGAGAUCUGGCUGACCUUUCAGUGGAAUGAAGAUCAAACUGUAAGGAUCUAAUUACUGGAAAUUGGCUGUUUACCAUAUCUAGCAUACAAUAAUGUUGAUCAAAACUUCAGUAUUGUCUAACUCCUGUUUGCUUCUGUCAUCCUUUGAUCACCAUCUACCUCUCAAACAGCAAUCAUAACUUCGAUUACUAUCUUAAAUGUUUAGAUACAGUUUUGAGGUUGCAAGUAGUAAUUUUGGUCGCUGGGUCAUCAGUUAUAGUAGUGAUGAAAUGAGGUUGUAAAAGGAAUAAUUGCUAUAUCAUUUUUAGAUGAGGAUGUAACAGAAUAAUUGAUAUAUAUUACUUGUUAAAACGCGGUCAUUGUGAUUGAAUUUGAAUGCUAAGAACCUCUUUUAGUAGUGAUGAAAUGAGGUUGUAAAAGGAAUAAGUGC